AUGCAACCAGAAGAGUUUACAUCAUCUGUGACGCUUCAUCCUCCAAACGCAUCGGUCACUCCAGCGUAUCUGGAUUUCUUCAACUCAACAGAAUGGCGACUAGUGUUUUCCAUUAUCCCACCAUACAUAUUCAUCGUCUGCUUGAUGGGAAUUCUGGGAAAUUCCUUCGUAUUGCUGGUAUUCCUGCUCCAGAGAGGCCGAUGGUCCGUCCCAGAGAUCUACCUGGGAAAUCUGGCACUAGCUGACCUUAUUUUACUAGUCUGCUUGCCUUUUUGGGCCAUGAAUAUCCUUAAUUACUUCAUGUGGCUGUAUGGGGAAUUCAUGUGCAAGGUGGUCAACAUGUCCAUCAUGGUCAACAUGUACACGAGUAUUUACAUGCUAGUCAUGGUGAACGUAGACCGAUACCUAGCGCUCGUAUUGACCAUGAGAGCCCGAUGGCUUCGGCGUAAACGCUAUGCUAAGCUAAUCUGCGUAAUCCUCUGGUUGUUUGGACUGGGGAUGGGCGCUCCUACUGCUGCCAUGAGAAAACUGAUUGACAUUCCGGCUCACCAAUCCGUCGAAUGCAUGUUGAAUUAUCCUAAUGGGAAUUGGAGAAUCGCGCAUCUACUGCAGCUCAACAUUGUUGGAUUUGCUCUGCCGUUUUUAGUCAUUACGUUCUGCUGUUUUAAUAUCGUACGGGCUUUAAAGCGUAGACGAGACAGCGGUUAUUGGGAAGACGGAAAUGACCGGAAGGCUACAAUCCUAGUGUGUGCCGUCACUUUUCUUUUCUUCUUCUGCUGGGGUCCGUUUCAUUUCUUAACCUUCCUCGACUUGCUUUGUGAUCUCAAGGUUUUGGAUGAGAAGGAGUGGGCUCAUUUUCUGAAUAUCGGAAACCAGUUUUCUGUAUAUUUGGCGUUCUCGAAUAGCUGCUUGAACCCGGUGCUGUAUGUUUGCUCAGGAAACUAUUUCAGGAGGAAAGUCAGCAGCAUCUAUAAGAGGAGAAAACAGUCCUCAGAUGCGACGACUCUACAGAGGACUGCUUUAACCUCUACGACAACCACCAAUCAAAUCAAGCCUGUGGUUCUGAACGAAAAAGACUAG
This is a messenger RNA of Danio rerio (zebrafish), 1080 nucleotides long. It is a transcript of the gene bdkrb1, whose product is annotated as bradykinin receptor B1. Gene Ontology annotation, molecular function: bradykinin receptor activity; G protein-coupled receptor activity. The record is from RefSeq and is marked inferred. NCBI's taxonomy places the organism in Eukaryota, Metazoa, Chordata, Actinopteri, Cypriniformes, Danionidae. Gene Ontology annotation, biological process: system process; signal transduction; G protein-coupled receptor signaling pathway. Gene Ontology annotation, cellular component: plasma membrane; membrane.